AUGUCGAUGUCAAAAUCUUCGUACUCGCAAUACAACCGGAAAAACUGGGAGGAUUCUGAUUUUCCGAUUCUCUGUGAGACAUGCCUUGGUAACAAUCCAUACAUGAGAAUGAUGAAAGACAAGCACGGAAGAGAGUGCAAAAUCUGCGAACGCCCAUUCACCACAUUCAGAUGGCAACCAGGAAAGGGAGCCAGAUACAAGAAUACAGAGCUGUGUCAGACUUGUGCUAAAGUGAAGAACGUCUGCCAGACAUGCAUGUUCGAUUUGGAAUACGGACUGCCUGUUCAAGUUCGUGAUCACGAAUUGCAAAUCGCCGACAAUAUUCCGAAGCAGGGAGCGAAUCGUGAUUUUUUCUUGCAGAAUGUUGAGAGAAAUUCCAGAACUCUCGGCCAAGGUGAUGGAACUCAACCUAUCGCCCAAAUCGCCAACAACAUGGAUCAAGCUGCUCAUGAUCGUCUCCGUAGAAUGGCUCGUUCUCAGCCCUACUACAAGCGCAAUGCUCCACACAUUUGCUCAUUCUUCGUUAAAGGAGAAUGCAAAAGAGGAGAAGAAUGUCCAUAUCGCCACGAGAAGCCAACCGAUCCGGAUGAUCCGUUGUCUCGUCAGAACAUCCGUGAUCGUUACUACGGAACCAACGACCCGGUUGCCGAGAAAAUUCUGAAUCGUGCCGCUGCUGCACCGACUCUUUCGCCACCAGCAGACACCACAAUCACCACAUUGUAUAUUGGAAAUCUGGGACCAAACGGACCACAACAAGUCACUGAGAAGGAUCUCAACGACUUCUUCUAUCAGUACGGAGAUAUUCGCUGUCUUCGUGUUCUCACUGAAAAGGGAUGUGCUUUCAUCGAGUUCACAACUCGCGAGGCGGCCGAGAGAGCAGCUGAAAGAUCAUUCAACAAAACGUUUAUCAAGGGAAGACGAUUAACAAUCAGAUGGGGAGAACCACAGGCGAAGAGAGCUGCCGACAAUUCGAACUACGUUACUCCAGUACCAUCCGUACCGAUUUUGCCAAUUCCUGACGGUCUCGCUCCUUCGACGUCAUCCCAACAGAGAUUCACUGGAUCCAUUCCACGUCCACCGGUUCCACCAACAUUCUCGGCUCCAACUCGUCUCGUCGUCCCGAAUGUUCGCCCGAUGAAAGCUGGAGAGCCCAGCUCAUCCUCCUCAUCGAUCUACUAUCCAAGUCAAGAUCCAACUCGUCUUGGAGCCAAAGGUGACGUCAUCGAAUGA
Caenorhabditis briggsae is the source of this 1230-nucleotide messenger RNA. Gene Ontology annotation, cellular component: Prp19 complex; U2-type catalytic step 2 spliceosome; U2-type catalytic step 1 spliceosome. Lineage: Eukaryota; Metazoa; Nematoda; Chromadorea; Rhabditida; Rhabditidae. Gene Ontology annotation, molecular function: U6 snRNA binding; pre-mRNA binding; metal ion binding. The coding region runs from base 1 to 1230 and encodes 409 amino acids. The transcript has 4 exons. The record is from RefSeq and is a predicted model, not a curated record.